AAGCUAACGGAGGAUAUAAAACCUCUUUCUUCUCAUUGGUUCAUAUAGUCUGCAUUUUAUCCAAAUUUUGUUUUGUUUUAUUUUCUGUUUUACCGAAGGAAAAAAAAAAGAAACCAUUUUUUUUGUUCUUCUUUGGCUGAGCUGAGCGGCAAUGGCGGAGGAGCAAAAGACGACUAAGGUUGACGUAGAAUCUCCGGCGGUUUUAGCUCCGGCGAAGGAACCAACUCCUGCUCCGGUGGAAGCUUCUAAAGACGUGGCGGAGGAGAAAAUUCAUACUCCACCACCUCCUGUCGAGUCCAAAGCUCUUGCCGUUGUCGAAAAACCCAUUGAGGAGCAUACACCGAAGAAAAGCUCAUCUGGCUCGGCCGAUAGAGAUGUGAUACUUGCGGACUUGGAAAAGGAGAAAAAAACAUCAUUCAUCAAAGCAUGGGAAGAGAGUGAGAAGUCAAAGGCUGAGAACAAGGCACAAAAGAAGAUCUCUGAUGUGCUCGCUUGGGAGAACAGCAAGAAAGCAGCCACUGAAGCCCAGCUCAGGAAGAUUGAAGAAAAAUUAGAGAAGAAAAAGGCAGAGUAUGGUGAGAAAAUGAAGAACAAAGUGGCUGCGAUUCACAAGCUAGCAGAAGAGAAGAGAGCAAUGGUUGAAGCUAAAAGAGGAGAGGAGCUUCUUAAAGCUGAAGAAAUGGCUGCUAAGUAUAGAGCCACUGGUAUCGUACCAAAGGCAACUUGUGGAUGUUUCUAAGUCUUUUUUAAAUUUGUUUUUCAGGUCAUUGUUUGUUACAAUUCAUCUCUCUGUUUUUUUUUUUUAUGUGUGCUCAACAACUUUUUAUAGUUUUUUUGUUUGUUUAUUGUCUUGUUUAUAUAUAUAUUGGUGAUUUUGUGUGGAAAGCAAAAACAUCAAGGUUAGAGGUUUUAUGAAGUAUUUCUCUGUAA
Molecule: messenger RNA, 930 nt
Organism: Eutrema salsugineum
Lineage: Eukaryota; Viridiplantae; Streptophyta; Magnoliopsida; Brassicales; Brassicaceae
Product: remorin
Exons: 4
Coding region: 152-739 (195 amino acids)
Source: RefSeq, a predicted model, not a curated record